CUCAGCUGAGGCAGGACCUUACUGGUAAAAAGGGAAUUUGAAUUCCGGUCUCAGUCGUCACUGAACGGGCGUAGUAGCACUCACUCCUUUGUUCUGUUAUUCCUCGGCCCGACGGUUAUUUUUCAUGCGUUUUGGACCGAUGUCAACGCGACAGUUUCAGAAUAUGGAGGAAUUGUCUGAGGGAGCUCAGAUGGAGGUCCAUGGGGCAUAUCUGGAAAGGAGAAGGCAUGACAGCGAGAAGUCCUCAUGCAGCGUGCCGGAGUACAAUGACCUGGAGGCGGCCGAAGCCCUUGUUUGCAUGAGCUCUUGGUGUCAGGUGUCCCCAAGACCCAGCGCCUUCAAACCUCGUCCUCUCACCCCAGCAUCUGAUUCCUGUGACUCCCUAAUGCAACCUGAACUUCCAGAGACCCCCAGGGACUUUGUAUCACUCUCUUCAUUGUGCAUGACCCCACCUCACAGCCCCAACUUUGCUGAAACCUCCACUUCCCUGCCAGUGCCAAACUCUCCAAGGACCCGACAGUGCCCCAGUGUUUUCAGCUCCAGACUCCAGCGACCUGCAGUGGCCUCCUUCAUUGAGACGGCCCUUCAGAUUCCCGCUGUUGACAAGCCGUCCUCCCCACCCUGCAGAGCCAUGGCAACCAGCGUCAUCCGCCACACAGCUGACAGCUCCCUCUACCAGAACAUUCCACAAACUGUUCACCAUCAGAAUCUAGCCCCUACACAGACGCAGCAACCACAACAGACACCACACUCAGAUGUUCCAUCACCAGCCACUUCACCCUGCCACCCCCAGACAGACAGCACUGCAUCAGUCACGUGUCCCAGCAGCAGCGCCCACUCCUCCAAUGAGAAAGCCCCUUCCAAGUCAUCUCCCUCUUCACCAUCUCCCACCUCAAGCCCGCCCAUCAUUUGCCAGAUGUUUCCAGUGGCUCAGUCAGGAGUCAUCUCAGCAGCCUUCAUCCAGAGUCCGGCUCCAAGGUCCAGUUCCGGGGUUAAGUCCAUCCUGCCACAGCCGCUUUUCAUGGGCUCUCCAGUGGCCCAGGGCACAGUGAUGCUGGUGAUGCCACAGCCUUCAGUGUCUCAGACAUCACAAUGUCCCCACCAGACAGUUGUUACUCUGGGAAACACCAAACUGCUGCCUCUUGCCCCUGCACCUGUCUAUGUGCCAUCAGGGCAAAGCAGUGCCACGCAAAUGGACUUCUCCCGCAGACGCAACUAUGUAUGCAGCUUCCCUGGCUGCAGGAAGACCUAUUUCAAAAGCUCUCAUCUCAAGGCACAUCUCAGAACACACACAGGUGAGAAGCCCUUCAGCUGUAACUGGGAGGGCUGUGAGAAAAAAUUUGCACGCUCUGAUGAGCUCUCCCGCCACCGGAGAACACACACUGGUGAGAAAAAGUUUGUCUGUCCUGUUUGUGACAGAAGGUUCAUGCGCAGUGACCACCUUACUAAGCAUGCUCGUCGACACAUGACCACCAAGAAGGUCCCCUCCUGGCAGACAGAGGUACGGAACCUCAACAAGAUAACUACAGCCAAGGCUCUGCCCGCAGGCUCAGCUUUGCCAAUCAGCAUGCUGUUACCAGCCUCAAACUGAACUGGAUUGGAGCUGAGCUCAAUUUAUACUGGGACUCUAUUGGAGAACAAGGCUGCUAAUUUUCUCAUGGACAAACGUGAACAUGCACUGGACUCUUCCUUCUGUUCUCAUCCCUUCUACUGCUCAUUUUUGUAUACUCUGCAAUAAAUGCAAUGUUUUGUUUACUCACUUGUUACAAUGAUCCAUGCACUCUUAUUUUUGCCAAAGUCUUUGUACCAUGUACGUCUUAAAAUUUCAUCUGUGUUCUGUACAUAUUUCCAUGUAUAUUCUUUCAGACAUAAAUAUUCUAUACUUUACUGCCUAAAUACAGGAAAUUGUGAUUAAAAUGAACAUAUGAAUAAUUAUAUACACUGUGAUAAUCA
Messenger RNA from Pygocentrus nattereri (red-bellied piranha), 1953 nucleotides. RefSeq names its product Kruppel-like factor 11b (gene klf11b). Gene Ontology annotation, molecular function: RNA polymerase II cis-regulatory region sequence-specific DNA binding; DNA-binding transcription factor activity, RNA polymerase II-specific. Lineage: Eukaryota; Metazoa; Chordata; Actinopteri; Characiformes; Serrasalmidae. The transcript has 4 exons. The record is from RefSeq and is a predicted model, not a curated record. The coding region runs from base 125 to 1591 and encodes 488 amino acids. Gene Ontology annotation, biological process: regulation of transcription by RNA polymerase II.